AUGGCAAACUCAGCAGACAAGAUAGCUGCAUCUAUCGUCGAACAUGACGAAGAAACACAACUGCCAGUCAAAACCAACAAACAGGUCGACGAUGCUCAUUGUUUUGUUCAGGAGCACGGUGCCAUCGAAUGGACUGAAGAAGAAGAAAGGAAAGUGCUCUGGAAAAUCGACUUGCGUGUUAUCAUAUUGUUGGUGAUUGCCAAUGUCGUGACAGCAUGUGAUAGCGGAACCUAUGGUAUUGCGGCAAUAUUCGGCAUGAUUCAAGAUUUGAAGCUCUACACUGUUAAGAGCAUUGACCCCGUGGUGCUGGACCUAACUAGAUACUCCUGGUCCAAUUCGAUCCUGACAUUUGGACUUCUGGCCGGCCAGUAUCCGCUCCUCCUACUUGCACAGAAAGUUCCCAUUGGAAAGUACAUGACAGGAAUUAUAUUGUACACUGGAGCUCUUUCGCUUCUUUUUCUCACUUUAGACAACUUUGCAGGAACCAUGGUUCUGAGAUUCUUCUACGGAUUCCAAGGAGCUGGUCUUCCAGCGUGCGUCCUCUUGAGUUCAAUGUGGUGGAAAACAGAAGAGCAACCUCUUCGCAUCGGACUGUGGAUGACUGGUGCCUCCAUCGGAGCGAUUGUGGGCCAGUCACUCGAUUACGCUGCAGCUAAUAUUAAGGGAGAAUUCCAGAAGAGCCCGUGGAAAAAUAUGUAUCUGGUGCUAGGAUCCAUAACCGUCGCAUACUCCGUCUUCUUCGGCAUUUUCUUCCCAGACACUCCUAUGAAGGCUCGCUUCCUAACAGAGCGAGAGCGUAACAUUGCCGUAAGACGGCUGCAAAAGAACCAGACGGGGAUUCAAACACGCAAGUUCAAACCUAGUCAGGUCUGGGAAGCGGUUACCGAUCCACAACUGUGGCUUCUGUGCGUGACCAGCUUUGCCUUUUCUUUCGCUACGGCAGCACUUGGCAGUUUCGGGGCCAUUGUCCUCGAGGGCUUUGGCUUUUCUAGCUUUAAAACAGUGCAACUAUACAUGCCAAUCUCUGGUAUUGUCAUUAUUCUGAUGCCAGUCUCUGGAUUUCUAGCGAACAGGUUCCAAAAGUCACGCAUCGUCAUCGCCAUGGGUUUUGUGAUGCCUUCGAUUAUUGCAUAUGCCCUGCUCUGGAAGUUGCCCAGAGGUAACCAAGGAGGUCUCUUGGCUUCUCUCUAUAUUACUGUCUUCUUCUACGGCUCCCUGAUCCAGACAUUGGGCCUUCUAGCGUCCAACAUUGCUGGGUACACCAAGAAAACAACCGCAAACAGCAUGAUUUUCAUGAUUUCCGCGGUUGGUGGAAUCACUGGGCCUUUUGCCUUCAAGGGCAGUGAAGCCAGCGAAGGGUACCCAACGGGGAUGAUCAUCCUCAUGGUUACAAUGGCUGCAUCCGAGGUCUCGCUGAUGGCACUUCUAUUGUACUACAAGCGCUUCAACCGUCGGCGCGAUCUAGCACAAGAUGCUCCUGGCGCCGCAAAUGCUCUGCAAUCAACAUUGACCAAGGAACAGGCUGCAUUUCUUGACCUUACCGACCACGAAAACCCAUAUUUCCGGUAUUCGUAUUGA
Molecule: messenger RNA, 1578 nt
Organism: Fonsecaea multimorphosa CBS 102226
Lineage: Eukaryota; Fungi; Ascomycota; Eurotiomycetes; Chaetothyriales; Herpotrichiellaceae
Exons: 9
Coding region: 1-1578 (525 amino acids)
Biological process (GO): transmembrane transport
Cellular component (GO): membrane
Molecular function (GO): transmembrane transporter activity
Source: RefSeq, a predicted model, not a curated record